AUGGAAACAGCGAUAUUAUCUUGCAGGUGUAUCGACAGCCAACCGCCAUCCAGCGUGGAGGCUUUGCAAUUCAGUCCCGACGGUCGAUGGUUGGCAGUCGGCCGGUCUAGCGGAAUAGUUGAAAUCUUCAGCUCCGUCAGCCGCCAUUUAAAGCUGAGGCUUUCAACGGUUUCAUGCAGCUCCGUGCGGAACAUCAUUUGGUUGCCCUUGACUCUGAGAGCGGCCGCGUCCUCAGCCCUUUCUGAGGCAGGUGGUGUGACUACAGAGCAGACGGAAUUCAAUGACGUCACCAUAGUUUCCCUAUUUGAAUGGCGUCUUGUAACAACUGGACUUCAUGGUGUGAUUACAUCGUGGAAUCUCCGCACUUGCCGCGUACAGGCCGAGUGUCCCUCAAAUGGUGGCGCUGUUUUCUUUCUCUGCCGCUGUCCCCCGGAAAUAGGACUUCCGUCCUUCGCUGCUGCAUGCGACGAUGGUCGCGUCCGGCUCCUGCACGUCUCGGGAAUAGCAGACAAAGCUUGCCGUGAGCAAAGCGACGACCCGUAUGUUGGGGUGAUUUCAUCUGACAAUGAAUCGACUGAGGAAAUUCAAGUCACGCACACUCUCCCCAAAACGAAAAGCCGUUUACUUUCGGUAUGUUGGUACUCCCGGGAUUUGAUUUUUGCGGGAAAUGCGACUUCGUGCAUUUUGCGGUUUUCGCGCUCGGGACCUCAGAGCGCCUUUGUGGCCGAUGGACAGAUGGCGCUGGAGAGCAAAUUUUUCACAGGAGACUCUAAGUCGGAUAAUAGCCCUACUCUCGUUUGGAAUCUGAGGGCGCUGCGCCGCCGAUCGUUGCUUCUCAGUGGCGACAGUCGAGGACGCAUAACCUUGUGGAGCUUGCCCACUUGUGUGCCGCUACAAACAUUGCACGUUCACGUUGCUGACGUGCUGGACAUGCAGUUGAUGGUAUGUAUAGACAGCUUGAUCGCCGACGGAAACCACAGCGACGCGCAAACUGUGAAAAGGAAAGAAGAGGUUGUCCUCUCUGUAGGGGUUGACGGGAAGCUGUCUGCAAUUAGCAGGACGGAGGAAGACCGGUGGGUCGUCCGCGCCUGUCGCUAUCCUCAUUUGUGUGACAGCCAAGCCCUAGCGUGUCUGCCUAAAGUCCCGGGAGGCCCAGAUGGCUCUUUGAUUGUCACUGGGGCAGCAGAUGGAAGCAUAAAGUGGAUGCGGAACCUCACGGAACUGGCGGGUCUCAAGGCACCUUGCUUGCCCUUCUGUUUGUCUCCUACCCUUCGGGGCCUCCAGCGGCCGAAAGUAAUUUGGAAGAAGCGGUUGCUGGUGUGUCCGUCUGCUACGGAAAUUGGAAUAUGGCACAUCGAAGAUGGGGCACUGAACAACAGUGGCGCAGUGGAGGACAGCAAAUCGGCGGAGCCCUCACAGUCUCCUUUGAUUAAACUGGCGAAAAUAUCGCUCCAAAACCAGUCAAAAAUUAACUGCUGCGAUGCAGCCAAAGAUGGACAGCUGUUAGCUGUGGGGGGUAAUGACGGGCUGCACCUUUUCGCCUUUCAUGUCAAAGAGUUGGAAAUUCAGGAUUUGCAGUGUCUUGGCGCUUGCCGAAUAAGGGAGAUGGUGACGGCUUUACAGUUCGUUUCUCGUAGUAUUCUUGCGUGUUGUUACUUUUCGAACAAAAGCCGCAAGACAGCGAACUAUCGCCGCUUGCGCGGAGAUGCAAGAUCCGCUGAAUCUGUUUCAGCGAGUGAAUCAGUGGGAAGUGGAGCUGCUGAAAACACGCAUAAAAGCCGAGGGCGGGCAGAAGACGAAGGUUGCAUCUCCGUUACUCCGAAAAAGUGGAUUUGUAAAGAGGUCCCUUGUUUACGGGAGGCGGAAGCACUGCCGGAUCGUUUGGGGGAAACAGACGGCACGUUCUGUCUUUCGUUCAUCAAAGUCUCCACUGGAACUGAGCUUGCGUCUGUCCGAGACCUACCCUUCCCGGUUGUGCACAUGGACUUGAGCCCUGAUAGGAAGAAGCUGGGAUGCCUGAACAGCAACAGUUCCAUUUUUGUAUUUGAUGUGGACUCCUUGGAGUUGAUGUACUUCUUGCCAAACAUUUUUAGAAGGGGAGAGAAUGUGGCGAGCUUUUGCUUUUCCCCCGACUCCGCUAGGCUGUUCGUGCUAGGCACCCGCAACGGCUACUUCCUAACGGAUGUAAACGAGUUCGACUCUUCUCUAGCAAAGAGCGACGAAAACAACAAAGGCGAAGCGAAAACGGACACGAAAAACAACAAAAAGUUGCAAAAGCAGAGACGGAAUGUCCGCUCGAUCCCUGCUCGCCUGCUGUCUAGAGAAGACGGUUCGAUUGUUCACUGCAAGUGGGUGGAGGACGAGAGAACAGCGUACGUGCUGUGUAUGACGCCUUCCAGCUUAUAUAAGCUCUCGCUGGACGAUGUGACAUCGUCUAUGGACGUCGAGAACAGGCCUCAAAAAAAACCGGGAGGCGAAAUCAGGCUUUUAAAUCUGAGUAGUGACUCGGAGGAAGACAGGGAUUAUCAGGACAGUAGCUGUUCAUCGCAAGCGCGCUCGGUCCCCCGCCAGCUGAAGAAGUUACGAGGGCAGCGCCCCGUCAUAAUUUCGCCUGCUCCGGCGUAUGCGGCGCCUUUCUGUGUGCCUCGCGUGCUUCCUGCUUCUCUCUCUCGGCAGGAUAACAAUGAGGACUUAAGGUUCCUCUGGAAUUCUCAAGGGUCUCCCUCUGGGGCCACCCCAGGCGGCACGGACAGCACCCGUUCAACAGCCACUACGCCCGGCGAUUCCCCCGUGAGUCACCAGCGAGCAGACAAGGAAGCCACUGCGGAGGUUAGCAACAAGAAACGAAUGUUUAACAGCAUUACACGUACAGCGCGGCUGCUCCGCCUAAGCGACAAUAAAGGCUUCGUUGGAUUUGCACUGGAGAAGUGCGACGGGCAAACGGCAGCCAAAAUGCUCCCCUGCCCGAAUGGGCCCUGUAGCCGCGCCCUUGUUUUGUUGGAGGUGUUGAACACCGGCGCCCCGAACGAAUCGUCGCUUCCUCCAUUCAACAGAAAGCGGUAUGGCACGUAG
Eimeria maxima is the source of this 3072-nucleotide messenger RNA. RefSeq lists its product as hypothetical. Gene Ontology annotation, molecular function: protein binding; RNA binding. Lineage: Eukaryota; Apicomplexa; Conoidasida; Eucoccidiorida; Eimeriidae. The transcript has 13 exons. The coding region runs from base 1 to 3072 and encodes 1023 amino acids. Gene Ontology annotation, cellular component: t-UTP complex; small-subunit processome; 90S preribosome. The record is from RefSeq and is a predicted model, not a curated record. Gene Ontology annotation, biological process: maturation of SSU-rRNA from tricistronic rRNA transcript (SSU-rRNA, 5.8S rRNA, LSU-rRNA).